ACAAUAAAAAAUGAUUGCUAAUUAAGUGAAUUUAACCUAUUAUACAAAAAAAAAUAAUUGUCUUAAAUGUCAUUAUGUUUUCAAUUAUAAACAUUAAAUAUAUUUUAUUGCUAUUUAUUAUAAUUACAUUAUCUGUGGCUACAAUUGGUGGACAAUAUUGUGAUGAAUAUUAUAAUCCUAAUAACAAUGAUGAUGAUUAUUAUCCACACGAUUCACAUUAUUAUAAUGGCUUUAAUGAUGAUAAUAAUGAUGAUUCAAUGAUAGCUGAAUUUCGGGCCACCGACAAUACUGAUCAACUUUUGGAUGACCUACUGGAUCCACAUAAAACACUAAAACAGGCCGAUGAGGCCAUACAUGUGAAUCCCAGUUUGCAAUCACGUGUAAAUGGAUGUACAGAUAAACGGUGUUUCCAGUGUCUGGAUUCGUGUCGUUACCUAAAACAGGCCAAACUAUCCAGCAAUAAGAUGAUCCAAUACAUGUAUCUCAGGUUAUGUUCAAUUGGUUGUAAAUCUGAUCUCCCAUGUUUGGAUGCCCCAAACUAUUGUUUGCCUAUAAUGAAGGAAAAUCCCGAUUAUUUUAUAAGUUGUGUGGAAAGUGCAUGCAAUCCAUUUCAGGUUGUACCAAAAGUAUUUAGAACUGCUGACUAUUGUACAAAAGAAUAA
Molecule: messenger RNA, 662 nt
Organism: Oppia nitens
Lineage: Eukaryota; Metazoa; Arthropoda; Arachnida; Sarcoptiformes; Oppiidae
Exons: 4
Coding region: 75-662 (195 amino acids)
Source: RefSeq, a predicted model, not a curated record